UGACUAUGUAGAUCUAGCUGGUAUAUAAAGGACGAUAGAACUCUUGGUUAAGGUAUCCACUAACAACUUGGCGCCCAGUCGACUAACAACAGAAUACAACUCACUUCCUCAAAGAUGAAAUUGGCGUUGAUCCUGUCGGCUCUAGUAGUCAUCUCUCACCAGCAAUUUCAACACCGAACACGGCCGAGAGAACUGGUCUGGUUGUCGCACUACCCACACCGUGACGCACUUGAUAAUUAUCAUCCAACUCGUUUUUAUAACGAUUAUCUUCCGUACCGUCCAUCUGGUCGAAUCGGGGAUAUCCAUUACCAAAACGAGGAUUUCGACCAAGAAUUUACCCCAAAUGUCGUCGAAGAUGAGCCUAUUGUCGAGGUUCCAGUCGAUACCCAUUCCAGAUCCAAGGGCGUCCUCAGGUGGCCGUCGGUUGUUUACAAGAAGCAGAACGGCGGUCGAUUUUUCUACAGCACAACCAUCAACAAUCCGUUCCUGAAAACGGCUACUUUUACCCUUUCAUCGACAGUUACCACCGUUGCCUCUAUCAUACUGUGCGUUCCAGCCAACAACUUGGUAGCUGUUCCAGCACCAACUUGUGCUGGCCGCAGACGACGUGAAACCGAUGAUACCGAUAUCGCUCAAUUUCCAAUUUCUCCAUCUGAAACCCUCAAGUUAAUUCCGACGACUCUUCCUUCGUUGGGUUCGACUCUGCCAAAUAACCGGGAAUCACGUCCGCUACCCAUUAAUGAGCUGCAAAUAGACCAUCAACGUGUUUACUCUUCCAAAGAUGAAGGUCAUUCUGCCGGAAUGUUGGAAGAUAACCAGAAAAACCUAAGGGAGAAAAGAUUUUUCGGCGGCGGCAUAGCGGCGUCGACAACUGUAACAUCUUACUUGUUUGUUGCAGCUACACUCACCAGUACAGUCGUCCUCGAUCCAACUGCAAUGAAUGUUGCUGUUUGCUUACCAGCCGGAUAUAUUGUCUGUGCCUAAAAACUCAACAAAUUGUCUACAUAGUUUUACCUUUUAGAUUUAUAAUUCGAUCAGCUUCUUUGUUACCUUCUACGCGGGCCUGUAAUUCAAUUUUCCUUACUUUUUCCUUUCUAAAUUAAAUCAUUUUUAUUCUGUAAUAACGCUGGGAUUAGUGUGGACUGAAGGAAGAAUACAAUUAAUUUCAAUUCAAAA
This is a messenger RNA of Daphnia pulicaria, 1176 nucleotides long. RefSeq lists its product as uncharacterized. The transcript is spliced from 4 exons. The record is from RefSeq and is a predicted model, not a curated record. Bases 115 to 984 code for a protein of 289 amino acids. Lineage: Eukaryota; Metazoa; Arthropoda; Branchiopoda; Diplostraca; Daphniidae.